Messenger RNA from Ochlerotatus camptorhynchus, 2928 nucleotides. Its product is annotated as ubiquitin carboxyl-terminal hydrolase MINDY-3 homolog. The coding region runs from base 500 to 2062 and encodes 520 amino acids. The record is from RefSeq and is a predicted model, not a curated record. Lineage: Eukaryota; Metazoa; Arthropoda; Insecta; Diptera; Culicidae. Gene Ontology annotation, molecular function: cysteine-type deubiquitinase activity; K48-linked deubiquitinase activity. Gene Ontology annotation, biological process: protein K48-linked deubiquitination. The transcript has 5 exons.
CGUCCGUCACCGUGCACCGCAGCCAAACAUCGCGUUCGCGACUCCGCGAACUGAACGACGAGAGGAAAUAUUUUUCUUUAAAAUUGCAUCUUGUGUGUAAAUACAUGGUAGUGGCAGCCGCAGCAGAGUGAUUCAGAAAAGUCAUAGAAGCGAAAGGGAGUGGAAGAAAAGUGUCGAGUGCAGAAAAAAAAACCUGUGUGUGACAAAAUCUGGCAGCGGAAAAAUCGAAUUUUGCUUCUGCCUGAAAGCCUCGAUCUGUACGUCGACUGCGGUUAGCAACGCGGAUUCUCGGAAGCUAUUGUCGUCGCGUAAUCCUGGUGCGUUUUGUGAAAUUCGGACUUUCUCCGCGACUGGAAGAAGAACCUCGUUGGGAAAAGUGUUGGCGAUUUUGUGUGUGGGAUUUUUCUUCCUCUGCCUCUGCGCUGCUGUGACAUUUGGCUUUUUAAGGGAUUGGAUUCCGAGGGCUAUUCUCGCGAGGGAAAUCAGGAGCAGCACGGCGAUGGGUGAGCAUUCGUUGCAGCAGCAGCAGCAGCAGCAGGGUCAAGCGAGCGAUCAGCCGCAACCGGGCGAGGCAGCCACAGCCGGAACGUCAUCCGGUUCGCAGCAGCUCUUGCAGGGAGAGCUACGGGAAAUCCGGAUGUUGCUGUGGGGUUCUACUAUCCGGCAGGAGGUGUUCCAUCGGUGGUCCCAAGGGUUCGAGUUUAGCGAGUGUGAACCUUCGGCACUGGUCCAGCGCGAUGGAGGACCAUGUUGUGUAAUCGCACCGGUGCAGGCCUACCUGCUGAAGAUUCUGCUGAUGGAGACACCCGGACACAGUUUCAGCGAUCUGACGUCAGAUAAGUGUAAAACGCUGCUGAUUCAGGCCAUCUGUCAGAUUCUGAUGAAAUGCAAGUCCUCCAAGUAUAGGAUUGUUGGAUUGCAAGCGCGGCAGGCCACCGGAAGCGGUCCCGGGUGCUCCUCCGGAGGCGGUCCCGUUGAAGAAUUGGACGGCGAUGCAGAGAUGGUUGACGCACUGGAGAACCUCCCACCGAAUGAGGAAGUGGAACUCGGAAUGGAUGCUGCCACGGCAGUCGCUUCGGAUUUAGUUAAUCAAAAUAUGAUGGCGGAAGCGGCAAGCGGUGCAAAGGAAACAGCGGGUGCCGCAGCUGAUGCAUCGUGGAGUCCGGAAAUGUUCCACGAGAGGCUGUGCGUCACCGAGUUGGAACAGGUCGAUGACGUCGAGAAGUAUUACGCUGGUAAUUUCCACGUGCUGGCCGAGGAGUGUGGCGUACUGUUGCUGCUGUACACGGUUCUGCUGACGAAGGGUCUGGAGAACGUGAAUGGCGAGGUUUCGGACACGUCAGAGCCACUGAUACAUGGCACCUACGGCUACGGUAGUCAAGCGUUGAUCAAUCUCAUGCUAACCGGAUAUGCCGUUCCCUACGUCUGGGAUAACGAACAGGACGUCGGUGGCUUAAAGCUGAAGGGCAUUACGCAACAGUCCGACAUCGGUUUCAUCACGCUGAUGGAGCAGUUGCAGUACUGCACGGUUGGGUUCUUCUACAAGAACCCGAAGAAUCCGGUCUGGGUGAUGGGCUCGGAGACUCAUCUUACCGUGCUGUUCAGCAACGAACGGCGGUUAGUCUCACCGGAAACGCCCUCGGAGGUGGCCCGGCGGGUCUUCCGGCAGUUUGAUACCGAGGGCAGCAACUUCAUACCGGGCCCACUGCUGCAGGACGUGCUGUGUGCGCUGGACCUGGUCAGCGAACCGGAAUACGUGGACCUGAUGCGCAAGAAACUGGACCCGGAAAGCCUCGGCAUCAUCCUGCUGAACGAUUUCAUGAACGAGUUCUUCCCGACGGAGAAGAAAUCCGUACCGGACACGUUCGACCUGCUCCACUACAACGGCAUACCGAACUCGAACUGCGAAAACCGGGUGCGGUACAACAAGGGCCACGCCAUCCAGCUGGAGAGCGACGUGCGGAUGUGCAACCCGUCGGAUCCGAUGCUGACCUGCCUGCAGACCAAGUGGCCCAACAUCGAGGUCAACUGGAACGACUCGCGGACACCGUCGCUGAAUUGACCAGAAAGUGCGUUGUUUUUGUUGUUUGCAUAAUUAAUAGUCGACACCGACUCACACACAGACACACGGGAAGAUAUACAUAGGAAAAUGACCCGAUGAAAUCCAGCUGAGCAGACCCCCAUUUUACCGAGUAACCUAAACGCCUAAGUAGCUUCGGAGUUUCCCUUGUCCCCCGAAACGACACGGUUACAAGUUGAUUGUACAAGACACAAUAGAAAGCGCCAUCUCUCGACCAGAAGAGCAAACUGAAUCUGUUUUAAAUGCAUAUACAUAUUUAUUCUCACACAUACACACGUACGCAGUUGAAGCAACCAAUCACACAAACUAAUCUACAGAAAGGACAAACGAAAGAAUAAUAAAAUUAACUACAAUAUAAACAAACCACAAAGUAGCUAACUAACGAAAUAAGUAGAUCAACAGGUUAGCAACGAGUUAGCAUAUAGACAGAGUUCUCUUACAUCUACCAUAACCUCCCUUUAACUCAGAAUCAAACCCUACCUUAACUACAACUACAACCAAACCAAAACAAAAUCAGUCGAAACCAAUCAGUUUAAUCGGGCGCACCGCAAACGACAACCAAAAGAAGAAGAAGAAGACGAAGAAGAUAAAGAGCGAUACAAUCUACCCCUCCCAUCCCAAUGCGACAAGUGACCUGCGAAAGAACGUGAAUGCAAGAGCUAAACCGAGAGAGAGAGAGAGGAGAUACAGACAGACAGAGGGCAAUUCGGAGGAAUGAUUCGUGGGUUUUCCUUCUUUCCCGCGCGAGAGAUAUUAAAAAAAAAAUGAAUUCCAACCCCACACAAACUCUAAUGUAGAUUUGAACGAAAUAAUUGAAAACUGCGUAGGAUGUAAAAGAAGAAGAAGAA